Molecule: messenger RNA, 2742 nt
Organism: Asparagus officinalis (garden asparagus)
Lineage: Eukaryota; Viridiplantae; Streptophyta; Magnoliopsida; Asparagales; Asparagaceae
Product: putative leucine-rich repeat receptor-like protein kinase At2g19210
Exons: 13
Coding region: 13-2553 (846 amino acids)
Biological process (GO): protein phosphorylation
Molecular function (GO): protein binding; protein kinase activity; ATP binding
Source: RefSeq, a predicted model, not a curated record
CACAAGGAGACAAUGAACAGCCUCUUGUUGUGGAUCACCCUAUCAGCUAUCUCAUGUACCAUUGGAGUUCAAGCCCAGCCAAAUACUCAAGGCUUCAUUAGCAUUGAUUGCGGUAUUUCUGAAGGACGUUCGUACGACGAUGAGAUCACUGAAAUACCUUACAUUUGCGAUACACCAUUUACAGAUAGCGGUGCAAAUUACAAUAUUUCAGCGAACUAUCUUAGCAACUCACUUCCGACACAACUAUCAAGCCUUCGAAGCUUUCCUGAUGGAAGUCGAAACUGUUAUACACUAAGACCAGUACUAAAAGGUCUCAAGUAUUCGAUUAGAGCUAUGUUCAUGUAUGGUAACUACGACGGCCUGAACAAGCCGAUAGUGUUUGAUCUUCAUUUAGGUGUCAACUUAUGGAAGACGAUUAAUAUAUCUGACGCAUCGAGAGUUUAUAUGGCUGAGGUUUUAACUGUGGCUGAAGCUCAUUUUAUAUCGGUUUGUUUGGUUGGUACGAAUUCUGGGACUCCUUUUAUAUCUUCGCUUGAGUUGAGACCUUUGAAGAUGUAUAUGUAUCCGGCGGUGAAUGCAACAAGUUCGUUGGUCCUAUUCCGUAGGCUUAACAUGGGAUCGGCAACAGAUCAACCGCUGAGGUACCCAGACGACCCCUACGACAGAAUCUGGCACCCAAACCCCACCCAGCCCUCGUGGGCCCCACUUUCCACCGCCUCCCCACCCGCCACCAAGAGCGGGUCCCUCUCCCGGUCCCACCUAUUCCUCCACUUCGCCGAGCUCCGUCACCUCGGACCCCACAAGAGAUCGUUCAGCAUCUUUAUUAAUGGAGAGCUUUGGUUCGGUCCCUUUAGCCCUAGGUAUUUGGUUGGGGAUCAUGUUUAUAGUGUGAAGCCUGGGGAAAUGGCGCGGUAUGAUGUGACGCUGGAGCAGGAUAGGAAUGCCACGGUGGCGCCGAUUUUGAACGCGGUGGAGGUUUACUCGGUUUUGGAGGCAUCGGAGUUGGCUACUGAUGGCGGAGACGUUGAUGCAAUUAUGGCAAUCAAAAUGCACUAUAAUGUGAAGAGAAAUUGGAUAGGUGAUCCAUGUGCACCAAGAGCUUUUGCAUGGGAUGGCCUUGUUUGUAGCUAUAAUAUGUCUUCUUCCCCAAGGAUCGUAGUUUUAGACCUUCAUUCUAGUGGAUUGACUGGUGAAAUACCCCCUUUGCUUGCCAAUUUCAAAGCACUUGGAUACCUGGAUUUGUCUGUAAACGAGUUAACUGGGCCAAUACCUAAUUUUCUUUCGGAUUUGGAAUCCCUAAAACUACUAAAUUUGUCGGGAAACAAACUUAGCGGACAGAUUCCUCCAGCUCUCCUUAAGAGAGCAGAAAAUGGGUCUCUUAAAUUAAGUAUUGAAGGCAAUCCUAGUCUGUGCAAGAACGGGGGUGCGUGUGGAAAGAAAAAGAAAAGUACGGCGACCAUUGUAAUUGUACUGCCAGUGACAGUUUUAAUUGCUCUCAUGCUGCUAUUAUCAAUUUUAUUUUAUGCAUUGAGAGUAAGGAGAAAACAGCAAGGCUGGAUUCCAGGUAUCCUUGUUAGGAAAAUGAAUAAAAAUAAUUCAGGACAGCUGAUAUAUAAUGAUCUCCCAUUUCAACCGGAGUGUCAGCAAUUCGCUUAUAUGGAGCUGGAAAAGAUUACAGGGAACUUCCAAUAUGAAAUUGGCAAAGGAGGAUUUGGGUCUGUCUAUCAUGGCAAAUUAGAGAAUGGUAUUGAAGUUGCAGUCAAGAUGCGAUCUCAAUCAUCAUCUCAAGGGGGGAAGGAGUUUAUGACGGAGAUCCACCUCUUGAUGAGAAUUCAUCACAGAAACCUUGUGCCCUUUAUCGGCUAUUGCAAUGAUGGAAAUUACCUAGCGCUUGUCUACAAAUUCAUGCAUCGAGGAAGUCUUCAGGAGCAUCUGGCAGGUAAAAUAGGAAGUUCUAGAGGUCUUCUCUGGGGAGAGCGGCUCCGAAUUGCACUUGAAGCUGCAGAAGGAUUGGAGUACCUGCAUAAGGGAUGCAAUCCACCAAUCAUUCACAGAGAUGUGAAGACCAGCAAUAUACUUCUGAAUAAGAAUAUGGAGGCCAAGAUAGCAGAUUUUGGGCUGUCUAAAGUUUUCCGCACUGAGGUCUUCAGCAAUCUGCCAACAGCGGUAGUUGGAACACCAGGCUACCUUGAUCCUGAUAUUUACACACGUUUGGUUCCAGGAGCUAACGUGAAUGAAAUAACGUACAAUUUUCAUUGCCAGAUAUUACAUCGUGACAUUGCAAGCUUGCUCGAUGUGAGGUUGGAAAAUGAUUACGAUGCAAACUCACUCUGGAAGGCAUUAGAUACCGCGGUGAAGUGUGUAUCAGCAAACUCUACCUUAAGGCCAUCAAUGUCCCAUGUCGUGGUACAGCUUAAGGAGUCUUUGGCCAUGGAGACUGGCAAUGAUAGGAGCCUAGAUAGAAGUUUCGAAUAUGCCAUUGAUACGAAUGAUAUGAGUAAUAGUGGGUCGUUUGAAAUAGCUCAAGGAGUUAGAGGUCCAGCAGUGAGGUGAAAAUAAGUAAUUUCUCAUUGUAAAAUUUAGCUUUGCUUCUAUUCCUGGUUUAGGAUCCAAACUGUGAAAUAUGGUUGAAGUUCUGAUCAUUCUGUAAUACAUAUAAAAUCCUGUUUCCUUUUUACUGAACUAUGGUGAUUUUCAUCGUAAAGUCUCUGUAAUAUAAUUCAAUGCAUUUUGGUCUCUCAC